AGCCUUCUCCCCUUCUUCAUCCAGUCUCCAUGAGCCAGAGCAGUUCCAGAUGUCCUCCUCAUCCUCUGUGGUGGGAAUGACCUGGGAGAUGUCACAAGUGUCAACCUCAUCACAGCAAAAUAGGAGGACCUGCACCACCUUCACCUACAGCAUCCAGACAUGAUAACCUCCUCUUGCACCACCCAGAGUCGCAGGUGGAAGGCUGCUGCCAGUCUGGGGAAGAUUGACAAGGCCCACAGAUUUGUUUGUGAGGGCGCGCAGGUUGAUGAAGGCGUCUCCCUGUCACCCAGUAGAGCUUGGGUGCCCGCUGAUGUCAGGAGACAGUGAUCCGCGCUGAGGAGGGGCGGGCGCUGCCAACAUGUGACAGAGAGCAGUCGGCUGGUUUCUCCACACCCAUCUGACCAUUAAAGAGCUCAGGAGAGUGAAAAGACGCGGGGCAGCUGGAGGAGCGGGUCGGACUAUAACCGGGAGUUGCUCACACCAAGUUCUGCUCUGCUGCAAACAAAACAAAAACAACAACAUCAACAACAAAAUGGCAAGUUCUGCUUCCUUGGAGACGAUGAUGUCCUGCGGUAGGACCGGACCGUCCGCGGCUCCUAAGACCCUUGCCUUCUCCAUAGACCGGAUCAUGUCCAAGAGCUCGGAGCCGAAGGGGAGCGCGGAGGAGCGCUCAGAGGGGAAGAAGCUGCUGGGGCUGUGCUCCCCGAUCCCCUGCAUGAUCCCGCUGCAGCCUUUCAGCUACGACCUCCAAGCCAAGGCGCUCAUGAACUACUCGGAGCUGUGGAGAGCCAGUUUCAGGGGGACUUUUUGCGGCUCGGCAGCCGCUCCGUGCAAAGGGAACUGCGGUAUGUGCGGCAAAGCGGAGCCGGGCUUGAAACAGCCGCUGUUGACGUCGGGGAGCAGGGUGGUGAAACCGCAGGUCAUCCACCAGGCCGUGGCCGUGCCCAGCGGCGGCUCGCUUUACUAUCUCAACUACCUGGACUCUGCGUACCAGCAGUCGGAGCUGUUGGCCGGACACUGGUUCUCCAACCCGCAGGCCCAGGCCUCUCUGUCGGCGCACCACAGACUGUUGCUGCUGGAGAACGCCAAACUUGCCGGGGUGGGGGCCGACAAGCUGCCCACACCUCAGUACCCGCACAAGGAGCAUCUGCCGGGGCAGCUGGACCAGAUAGUGAAGGAGAACCACGGCCUGAGCGCAGAGAAGAACGGCGUCAAGACACACAGCAAACUCAGCAGCAGCAGCAGCAGCAGCGCUGCAGACGGAAAACCCAAAAACUUUACGUGUGAAGUGUGUGGAAAGGUUUUCAACGCACAUUACAAUCUGACCAGACACAUGCCGGUGCACACCGGAGCUCGGCCCUUCGUGUGUAAAGUGUGCGGGAAAGGAUUCCGACAGGCCAGCACGCUGUGCAGACACAAGAUCAUCCACACACAGGAAAAGCCUCACAAAUGUAAUCAGUGUGGGAAAGCGUUCAACAGAAGCUCCACACUCAACACUCACGUACGGAUCCACGCCGGGUACAAACCUUUUGUUUGUGAGUUCUGCGGGAAAGGUUUCCACCAGAAAGGAAACUACAAGAACCACAAGCUGACGCACAGCGGGGAGAAGCAGUACAAGUGCUCCAUCUGCAACAAGGCCUUCCACCAGAUCUACAACCUGACCUUCCACAUGCACACGCACAACGACAAGAAGCCCUUCACCUGCGCCACCUGCGGCAAGGGCUUCUGUCGCAACUUUGACCUGAAGAAACACAUCAGGAAGCUGCAUGACAACGUCUUCACCACGGCCACGGAGGCCUCCAGAGAGCUGCAGAGCUGAGGCUGCAACACAUUCUGAUAUUCCACCUCAGACUGUUAGGCCUCAAAGAGACUGGCUUAGUUCCUCCACGUUGAACAGUUUUUCAAAGUCCAGAGGGAAGGUGGAGGGGUCCAAUGAAAUUGGACAUAGGAUCCUGCCCAAGUGUGCCAACAGUGACACUGUAGGAAACAGACCAGAAGGUACAAAGACACCUCAUACUCACACUGGGUCCCAUACUGUAGGAUUAUUAUAGGGAUGUUUUUCUGCCCAGAUAGAAUUUCUUCCUGUGUUGCCAGUUACAAGCAUCAAACAUGGGAGAAAUUGUCUGUCUCCAUCAUGGAACUGUAAAUAAUAGGUUAUGGAAAUUUAAAAAAUGAUAUUUAAAAUGUGAAUCAUUGCCAUGUUGUGUAUUUCACAGGAAAAAAAUGUUAAUGUGAAUAAAUAAG
Molecule: messenger RNA, 2244 nt
Organism: Epinephelus fuscoguttatus (brown-marbled grouper)
Lineage: Eukaryota; Metazoa; Chordata; Actinopteri; Perciformes; Serranidae
Gene: fezf2
Product: FEZ family zinc finger 2
Exons: 6
Coding region: 533-1819 (428 amino acids)
Cellular component (GO): nucleus
Source: RefSeq, a predicted model, not a curated record